Messenger RNA from Aegilops tauschii subsp. strangulata, 936 nucleotides. Its product is annotated as probable glutathione S-transferase GSTU6. Lineage: Eukaryota; Viridiplantae; Streptophyta; Magnoliopsida; Poales; Poaceae. Gene Ontology annotation, molecular function: glutathione transferase activity. Gene Ontology annotation, biological process: glutathione metabolic process. Gene Ontology annotation, cellular component: cytoplasm. The record is from RefSeq and is a predicted model, not a curated record.
UCAAUUGGUCACAUCUCUCAACGACUACAUAUAUCCAGGGCAGCCGAUCGCGAGCUAUCCCAAUCCCAAUAGAGUAACAGACAGAGCUAUCCCGAUAGCAGAAACCAUGGCGGGAGAAGGAGAUCUGAAGCUGCUGGGCCUGCUGGUGAGCCCGUUCGUGACCCGCGUCCGGCUGGCGCUGCACAUCAAGGGCCUGAGCUACGAGUACAUCGAGACGGACGUGCUGGACAAGGGCGAGCUCCUCCUCCGCUACAACCCCGUCCACAAGAAGGUGCCCGUGCUCAUCCACAACGGCCUGCCGCUCUGUGAGUCGCAGGUCAUCGUCCAGUACGUCGACGAGGUCUGGGCCGCCGCCGGCAAGCCCAUCCUCCCCGCCGACCCCUACGCCCGCGCCACCGCCCGCUUCUGGGCCGCCUACGUCGACGACAAGCUGUUCCCCGCCUGGCUGGGCAUCCUCUUGGCCCCGACAGAGGCGGCGAGGGCGGAGAAGGUCGGCGAGACGCUCGCGGCGCUCGCGCAGCUGGAGGUGGCCGCGGCCGAGUGCCUGGACGGCGGCAAGAAGCCCUUCUUCGCCGGCGACUCCAUCGGGUUCCUCGACCUCGCCGUCGGGUGCAACAUGUUCUGGAUGGAGGCGCUGCGCAGGAUGUUCGGCGUGACGUUCCUCGACGCGGGGAAGACCCCGCUGCUGGUGGCGUGGGCGGGGCGGUUCGCGGGCACCGAGGCGGCGACGGCGGUGGUGCCCGACCCGGACGACGCGGUGGCGUUCGCCAGGAAGCUUCAGGCCAAAUAUGGUUCCGCUCCACCUGCCAACUAGACUGGCUUCUUCUUCAUGGAGACAUGACUUGUCCGUGAUGUAAUAAAGCCGUGAAGGAGACAUGAUUUGUCGACCUUCAUGGACAUGGCUUACGUUUACGCAGUGCUAUCUGAAGUUGUGAA